CUACAGCAGUAAACACCUUUUAAACAGUGCAUGUGUUUCUCUGAACGCAUGUAACUAGAUGUCAGCGGCUCAUGACUUUGAAGGUCAGGCUCAAAGGUGCUUUCACCACUUUUUCUUUCCAACUGCGCACAAAUCACGCGAUCUUAUUGCAUAACUAAGACUAUUGUUGAAUAGGCACGUUGUUGGAUUACUGCUCCUGGACAAGUGGACUUGGGGUCUCUCAGUGACGUCAGUAUGAAGGUGCCCCAUUUGUCUCUGGUCACCUUUAUGCUACUGUUGAUUCAACUGUCAGACUAUGCAUCUGGGGGCAAAAUCCUGGUGUUCCCACUGGAUGGGAGCCAUUGGGUAAACAUGAAAGUACUCAUAGAGGAACUACACGUGAAAGGCCACGAGAUCACUGUGGUUCGGACGUCUGAUAGCUGGUACAUCAGUGAAAAGUCUCCUUUCUACACUUCUGUCAACCUCCCCAACUCUAGUGGAUUUAAGGAUAACUUUGCAACCUUUUUGUCUCCACUGCUGGAAGUACAGCUUCAGAGUAAGCGUUCAUCUUUUUGGUCUCAUGUCUGGACUCACAUUCAGAAGGAGAAGAUGGUUGUGGAUCAGUUCUCUGAGUUGCACAAGAGAAUGAGUGAGAUGAUCGUUCAGAUGUUUGAAGAUGAAAACCUAAUGCGUUCCCUCCAUGAUGCCAAAUAUGACUUGGUUUUGACUGACCCCGGCAUCGGCGGAGGGGCAAUGCUGGCACGUCGUCUCCAAGUUCCUCUUGUUUUCAAUGUUAGAUGGACCAUUCAAGGUGAAGCUCAUUUCCUUAUUGCCCCCUCACCUCUGGCAUACAUUCCUUUUACUGCAACAGAGUUGACAGAUAAGAUGACUUUCUCUCAGAGGGUCAAGAAUGUUUUGAGCUAUAUACUUGGGAUGUACACACUAUCAUACAUCACAGAACCUCAUUACAAACCAAUCGUUAUGAAGUACUUUGGCCCUGAUGUGGAUUACUCAACUUUUUUUCUCGAUGCUGAUAUAUGGCUUAUGAGAAAUGAUUUUAUCUUUGAAUUUCCACGUCCUACAAUGCCAAAUAUAAUCUACAUGGGUGGAUUUCAGUGCAAGCCCCCUAAGCCGCUCCCUGCCGACUUGGAGGACUUUGUCCAGAGUUCUGGAGAUCAUGGGAUCAUUAUGAUGACAUUAGGAACUUUAGUCGGGAAUCUUCCUCCAGAUGUCUCUGAGGAGAUUGCUGCAGCCUUUGCUCAACUGCCUCAGAAGGUUGUAUGGAGGUAUAUGGGACAAAGGCCAGCCAACCUGGGCAAUAACACAUUACUGGUCAACUGGCUACCACAGAACGACCUCUUAGGACAUCCCAAAACUAGAGUGUUUGUGACCCACGGAGGCACUAACGGGGUUCAGGAGGCUAUUUACCACGGAGUCCCAAUAGUUGGACUUCCUUUAUUCUUCGAUCAGCCUGAUAACCUCUCCAGAAUCAGAGCAAAGGGAGGAGCUGUGAACAUAGAUAUCGCCAUGCUUGAUAGACACGUCUUUGGAGAUGCACUGAAGACAGUUCUUUACACUUCCUCUUACAGGGAAAACAUGCAGAUGCUCUCAAGGCUGCACAGAGAUCAGCCAAUGAAACCACUGGACCAGGCUGUGUUUUGGAUAGAAUAUGUUAUAAGACAUAAAGGAGCUCGUCAUCUGCAGGCACAAUCCAACAAAAUGUCCUGGUUUGUUUACAACUCUGUCGAUGUCAUUGCAGCUUUGCUGACAGUUGUUUUUUUUGUGACAUUCACCUGCAUUUUAAUUGUAAGGUUGUUGUGGAGAAUUGUUUUUGUUGGGACAAAAGUUAAACAUGAAUAAAAUGUUGGUUUUGUGUAUGAAAGCCAAGCAAUACUGAAAAUAUGCUAGUGACUUUUUUGGUUAAUAAAAUGUGAAAAAUAAA
Messenger RNA from Scomber scombrus (Atlantic mackerel), 1921 nucleotides. RefSeq names its product UDP-glucuronosyltransferase 2C1-like. Lineage: Eukaryota; Metazoa; Chordata; Actinopteri; Scombriformes; Scombridae. Gene Ontology annotation, molecular function: UDP-glycosyltransferase activity. The record is from RefSeq and is a predicted model, not a curated record. The coding region runs from base 235 to 1839 and encodes 534 amino acids. The transcript is spliced from 2 exons.